AUGGCGAGUGUUGAGUCUCAUCCUGUUAUCACUUUGAAUCCUUCACGCCCUACCUUCCUCGACUUGCCACUUGAGAUUCGCAGGCGAAUCUACACGCUCAGCGGCCUGCCUCUUGCUACGACGACAAGAUCCUCUGCGCCUGCCUUCAAAACAGCCAUCUUCCCGGGCUUGAUUGUGAUUGCUUCCUGUCCGAUCACGGUUACGAGUUCCCCCCCUGUGCAAAUCUUUCGCACGUCCCAAAAGGUCGCCCAAGAAGCAAUCGAGCUGUUCUACUCCAGCAAUCGAUUUCAGAUCUCCUGUGUGUUUCCAUGGGCGUUGAAAUCACUCCGGCAAAUCGGGACCGACAAUCUGAAAUACAUCACGUCCUUGAGGCUCAGCUUCCAUACAUUGUGCCUCGUUGGUGACGAUCCUUGGAGACACGUCGGAGGUUGCUGCAUGCACGUUGAAGCACCUGCGACCAGGACUCGCCCUCACUAUGAUGACAUCAUUCUCUCCAGAUGCCGCGAGAUCUUCUCGUUCUUGAACACGGUAGUACGCGAGGACACCUUGAAGUUCUCGUUAAAGUGCAAUUUUGAUACCAUCCGCAUGGUGGCACCAACGACCGAUUUGAUCAGAAAGCUACCAGUCAUGAAAGAGGCAGCUGUUCGCAUAACCGGCCUGUGCCCCUGGCUUGAAAUGGGCCUCGAUCCGUACAACCUCGCACAAGAUCUGGCAAAUCACCUCACCGACAGACGCCGCUUGACUCAACAGCCCUCGGCCCCUCCUCCAGAAGGGUUUCGAUAUCUCGAUCUCCCACAAGAGUUCCAGCUGGUGGUCAUGGAGCGAACUGCCCUUAUCGCUCCGUCCAAGUUGAGUUGGGAUUUAUUCACCCGGUUCAUUGCUAACACUCGCCAAGCUCAUCUCUAUCGCUGCGCAACUUGUGAGGCCCUACGGCUUGCAGAACACCUGCAGCCUUGGUAUCACACCACUCGUAUGGCAAGUCGUUGCAAGUGCUGGCGCUUUCCCAUGUCGCUGUUUUUGGUUAAUCAUGCAGUACAUGAACAAGCCACCGAGCUGUUCUACAGGAAAAACCAUUUUGUGAUCUUGAAUAGUGAGAUUUGCCCCGAGUACAAGUUGGAUAGGUCCCUACUACUUCGCAAAUUACCAUCAGCUGCGAUCAGUCACUUGCGUACACUAACUAUCCAGCUCCCAGCAAGAGUUUUCCUACUGGGUAGCAGCAGGCUUCAAGCGUGGCCACGUGGCAAAAUCAACAAAGAAAACCCUCUCAAGAUAGAGUCGGGUCUCAGUCGAUCAUUUACUGCAGUGUUACACCUUCUGGAACAACGAGCUGUGCUCCAUCGACUCCAGUUGACGCUCAUCUGCCAUGUUCCCCAUGAUAGCAGCUUUUGGCUGGAUCCAGGACAAAAGGACCCGUCGGAAACUUUCACUAGGCAAAACCUGCUUGCAAAUUUCGUCAUAGACCUGCGCCAAAUGCGAGAAAACGGCCUGAAAGACCUGUUCAUCGUGCUCAUGAAAGCAGACAGAUACGGCGCGUUGGAGCUGAGCAGUGAUCUGAGCAGCGAAGCCUGGCUGGAAAAGUCCAUCAUGGGGCCAGAGUACGAUAGCAUGACGCGGGGCAAACAAGUGCUCCGCGCCGAUCACACUACAUCACAGUUUGAUGAUGACAAUCCUUGGUCCGGGACAUAG
This is a messenger RNA of Penicillium oxalicum, 1686 nucleotides long. RefSeq lists its product as uncharacterized. The record is from RefSeq and is a predicted model, not a curated record. Bases 1 to 1686 code for a protein of 561 amino acids. Lineage: Eukaryota; Fungi; Ascomycota; Eurotiomycetes; Eurotiales; Aspergillaceae. The transcript has 2 exons.